Messenger RNA from Ipomoea nil (Japanese morning glory), 662 nucleotides. Its product is annotated as 40S ribosomal protein S24-1-like. Gene Ontology annotation, cellular component: ribosome. Gene Ontology annotation, biological process: translation. Gene Ontology annotation, molecular function: structural constituent of ribosome. NCBI's taxonomy places the organism in Eukaryota, Viridiplantae, Streptophyta, Magnoliopsida, Solanales, Convolvulaceae. The transcript is spliced from 6 exons. The record is from RefSeq and is a predicted model, not a curated record. The coding region runs from base 144 to 557 and encodes 137 amino acids.
AACCCUAGGCUUAAAAUUCUACUACCUGGCAAAUUAGGGCACAGCCUCGCGAGACAAGGGAGACGGAGGAAGCGGUAGUGCGCUUGUGCCUUGUAGAUCGAAUUGGACAGUCGCCGGUGUAGUCUGCAAAGAGAGCAACGAAAAUGGCUGACAAGGCGGUAACUAUCAGAACUAGGAAGUUCAUGACCAAUCGCCUUCUCGCUAGGAAGCAAUUUGUCAUCGAUGUUCUCCACCCCGGUAGGGCCAAUGUUUCGAAGGCGGAAUUGAAGGAUAAGUUGUCAAGAAUGUAUGAGGUUAAAGAUCCCAAUGCCAUUUUUGUCUUCAAAUUCAGGACUCACUUUGGUGGUGGCAAAUCAACUGGGUUUGGUUUGAUCUAUGAUUCAGUUGAGAAUGCGAAGAAAUUCGAGCCCAAGUACAGGCUGAUCAGGAAUGGAUUGGAUACCAAGGUUGAAAAAUCUAGAAAACAGAUGAAGGAGAGAAAGAACAGGACCAAGAAAAUACGAGGUGUAAAGAAGACAAAGGCUGGAGAUGCCGCUAAGGGAGGGAAGAAGAAGUGAUUUCCAUCACUCUUGUUAUGUUGUUUUCUUUAUUUUUUGUCAGAACCUGAGUUGGGUGAUUUGCUAUUUAAUGUUUCUCCAAGUAGUUUAAAUGCAUUAUAUUAA